UAUAUAUACUCCCACUUAGUGGAUCUUAAGUAUCGUAACCUUUAGAGAAUACAACAACUAUUACAUCCAUCUUCUUCUGACACCUCCAAUAUUUUCUUUUCUUCAUCCAUCUAUCUCAAUGCCGUCCGUUAAGAACCCCAAUGGCCCCUCGAAGAACCGGCUUAUCGCCCGCGCUGCUAAAGCCAGGAAGCAGAACCAGAAGCGCUUGAGGGUGGCGAUGCUUAACAAACAAGGACGCAUUUCUAAAGCAGAUGCCCAGCGGGGUGCUCGCCCUGGGUUAUUGCCUAAUAGUGGUGUAAACCGUUCUAUUAGUAAUAAGAAGCGGCGCAAGCUCGAGCGCAAGAUAAACUACGCCCUAAAGCGGAAGAUGGAGGGAGAGGGAGAGUUUGAGAUGAAAGACGUUUCCGCGGAAGAGACUGCCGAAGCUGCCAAGGAAGAAAUGGCCGUCGAUACCGACAACAUCUCAUGAGCAUAUACGCCGGCGCGUCACGCCCGAGUCGAGGUUCAGCGUCUUCGGCUCAGCCAAUAUCAUGCCAUAUGCGUACCGCAUAGGAGUUAUCAAGUCCCAAAUCUCGACAUUCGGCGUUUUGGUAUACCUGGAGAGGUUAUAAUUGCUUGACCUGAUGGACCAUUUGGACCGACAAAGCACACAGCCUGAGGCAAGAGAUCUGGGGUCGAUAGGGAAAACCGAGAUAUUAUUAGGCAAUUGACUAGCCACAUAAGGGUGCAGGGCGGCAAGGCGGGAAUGGUCAAACUGGAUCGUCGGGUUUUAGGUUAGGCAGAUGAAAGAAUGACGACGGAGAUAUUGAUCCAGGUCUAUACUGACAGCUGGAUCAACCUGUUACAAUUACUACGCUGAAAGCCGAGUUUCAGCUUCAAUAGCAGCAAUAGCAACGCCAAAAGCAAAUAAUGCAAAAUCAUAGCCUAAAAGAUUACAAGU
Molecule: messenger RNA, 940 nt
Organism: Daldinia caldariorum
Lineage: Eukaryota; Fungi; Ascomycota; Sordariomycetes; Xylariales; Hypoxylaceae
Exons: 2
Coding region: 119-469 (116 amino acids)
Source: RefSeq, a predicted model, not a curated record